Drosophila eugracilis is the source of this 957-nucleotide messenger RNA. Its product is annotated as farnesol dehydrogenase. The transcript has 2 exons. Bases 35 to 787 code for a protein of 250 amino acids. The record is from RefSeq and is a predicted model, not a curated record. Lineage: Eukaryota; Metazoa; Arthropoda; Insecta; Diptera; Drosophilidae.
CGAGCAAAUAUCGAUAAAAAUCUAAGCGAAUAACAUGGAACGCUGGCAGAAUCGCGUGGCCGUUGUUACAGGCGCCAGUUCGGGAAUCGGAUCAGCUAUAGCCAAGGAUCUAUGUCUGGCCGGGAUGACCGUUGUGGGCUUGGCCCGUCGCGUGGAUCGUGUGAAGGAGCUGCAAAAGGAAUUGCCGGCUGACAAGAAGGGCAAAUUCUUUGCCGUUUACUGCGAUGUGAGUAGCGAAAGCUCCGUGAAUGAGGCAUUCGAUUGGAUCAUCCAGAAACUUGGCUCCGUGGAUGUGCUGGUUAACAACGCUGGUACCCUGCAAUCGGGUCAACUGAUCGACCUGAACCCGGUCCUUAUGCAGCAGGUCCUGCAGACGAACAUCAUGGGCAUCAUUCUGUGCACCCAACGGGCGGUUCGCUCAAUGCGAGAGCGUAAGUUCGACGGACAUGUGGUGCUAAUCAAUAGCAUCCUGGGGCAUAAGACCAUGACGGCCAUGGAGGGCGUGGUGCCGGAUGUCAACGUCUAUCCGCCCAGCAAGCAUGCGGUCACGGCCAUGGCCGAGGGUUAUCGCCAAGAGUUCCUCGGCCUGGGCACCCGCAUUAAGAUUACGAGCGUCAGUCCUGGUGUGGUGGACACGGAGAUCCUUCCGGAUAGCAUCAGAGAGUCUAUUAAGGACCGCAUGCUUCACUCUGAGGACAUCUCGCAGGGAGUGCUCUACGCCAUUGGCACGCCCCCACAUGUCCAGGUGCACGAGCUGACCAUUAAGCCCCUUGGCGAGACCUUGUAGACAAAUCCCAAAGUCUUAUAUUUUUUUUUUCAAUUUUUUUCUUUAGAAUAGUUUACAAUUUUUGGGAAAUUGAAAGCUCAGUUUUUCCCCAAUUUUUUUCAUAGUAUUUAAUUCUUAAUUUCCACAAAAACUUAUAAUAAUAAAAAUGCUUUGUCUUUGAGCUUAGUAAA